Triplophysa rosa is the source of this 2295-nucleotide messenger RNA. RefSeq names its product poly (ADP-ribose) polymerase family, member 3 (gene parp3). NCBI's taxonomy places the organism in Eukaryota, Metazoa, Chordata, Actinopteri, Cypriniformes, Nemacheilidae. Gene Ontology annotation, molecular function: NAD+ poly-ADP-ribosyltransferase activity. The record is from RefSeq and is a predicted model, not a curated record. Gene Ontology annotation, cellular component: site of double-strand break. The transcript is spliced from 11 exons. The coding region runs from base 118 to 1701 and encodes 527 amino acids.
CGGGGGUGUGUCUAAUAUGACGUCGAUCCUUCAGUAAUCCCGGAAGUCAGGCUGCAGACUUUCAGCAUUGAAGUGAAUCUGCAAACUUUGAAAGCACCUCAUCAAUCAGAAAUCAGGAUGGCACCGAAGAGAAGGGCAGCAUCAAGUGCAAAAGCAGGCGGAAAGAAGAUAAAAGAGGAGCGUGAAGCUACACCAAAAGACAAGUUCACCUCCGCCAAAGAAGCACUGAAGGCAGCAGAACCACAGGUUAAGAGCACGAGGAACCCAGACAGUUUCUGUCUUUUAUCAGGCGCUGUGGUUCACGAAGAUUAUGACUGUAUGCUCAACCAAACCAACAUUGGACAUAACAACAACAAAUUCUAUGUAAUCCAAGUCUUGGAGUUUGGAGGGAAGCACUAUUGCUGGACAAGAUGGGGAAGAGUGGGAGAAUCAGGACAGAACAAUUUAGCAGGUCCAACAAACGCUGAUGCAGCCAUCAAAAACUUUGAAAAGAAAUUCAAAGACAAGACCAAGAAUAACUGGAGUGAUCGAGAAAACUUUGUCUCACAUUCAGGAAAGUACACAUUGAUAGAGGUAGAUGGAGACCAGGAUGCAGAAGUGAAGGUGGAUACAGUAGACAGCGGAGAUGUGAAGAAAACCGAACAACACGUUCAGCCUUGUAUGCUGGAUGAGAACACUCAAAGGCUUAUUAAUUUCAUCUUCAACAAUGACAUGUUCAAGGAAGCCAUGACCAACAUGAACUUGGAUAUUAAGAAGAUGCCACUGGGGAAACUGAGCAAGCAGCAGAUAGCCAAAGGCUUUGAGGUUUUGGAGGAGAUUGAAGCAGCGAUCAAGAAUGGGCAACGGAACAAGUUAGAAGGUCUCACCUCCAACUUUUUUACCAGAAUUCCUCAUAACUUUGGCCGCAACAGACCGCCUGUGAUCUCUGAUGACGCUGUACUUCAGAGCAAGAAGGAGAUGCUUCUGGUCCUCGCAGAUAUUGAGAUCGCCCAGAGUCUCAAAGCUGAAUCUGAGAAAGCGAAGGAGGAGAUGGUGGACACAGUGCCUCAUCCGAUAGACCAAAAUUUCCAGUCUCUCAAAUGCAAACUUACCUUAGUGGAUAAGAAGUCCAAAGAAUAUAAGAUUAUUGAAAAAUACCUAAAAGCCACCGGACAACCAGGACUGACUUUGAUUGAUGUCUGGGAAGUUGACAGAGAUACAGAGGCUGAGCGCUUCAAGGAAAAUUAUGCUUUGGAGAACCGGAAGUUGCUUUGGCAUGGAACAAAUGUGGCUGUUGUUGCAGCCAUUCUGAAGAGCGGCCUUCGCAUCAUGCCCCAUUCUGGUGGCCGAGUGGGCAGGGGAAUCUAUUUUGCCUCUGAAAACAGCAAAUCGGCUGGAUAUGUUUGUCCUUCCAACAAAAUUGGGAUCAUGUUUCUAAACGAAGUUGCUCUGGGAAAAGAGCACACCAUCACAACAGAUGACUCCAGCUUAAGGAAGCCUCCUGCUGGCUAUGACAGUGUAGUUGCACGCGGACAGCAAGAACCAGAUCUCUCCAAAGAUGUCUUCAUUGAGUUUGAUGGUAAAAAGGUGGCUGUUCCUCAGGGCAACGUCGUAAAACAGCCGCAGUAUGGAGGAAGUUCUUUCUACAAUAGUGAGUAUCUCAUCUAUAAGGAAAGCCAGUGUCGCAUCCGAUACCUCCUGGAGCUGCGAUUCCCAUAUUAAAAUGAAUAAUAGCUAAAUAUAUUGGCACUUAUGAAUCCCACCUCUGCUGUGCGGUUGCACUUUCGCCAUAGAGCGGUUAAAUGUUAAGUUGUGAUUAUUGCUAUAGACUUAUUUUUGUAGAAUGAAGGAUCGGUUAAAUACAGGGGGGUAAUACAGUACGGUUCAUUUGGAUGGUUUAUACUCAUUUGUUUGAGAGGACUUUAAGUUAGUAAAGGCUAAUAUUUAAUUGAUACCAUACAUUAAUUUCCUUGUUCCUUGUAAAGAAUUUGUUUGAUAAUAUUGUACUCUGACACAUUUAAAGUGAGGAUUGAAUGGUUCAGUACUACAACUUUUUUAUAACAGUUUAUGUUAUUACCUUGACUGCAGACUAGCAUACAAAGUAGCAAAUGUGUACACAUUUAAACGUUGUAAAAAUGUUGUAUAUGCAAUAUUUAAAUCAAGAUUAUAUUUCUGUUAGAUAGCAUGUUAUUCUGUUUAGGUUUGGUUGGCUCAUGUUGGCUCUCGUUUUGGAAAAAGAAUGUCUGUGAAAAUCUGUCCUCUUUUAAAAUUCAAACUUCUGUCAAAUGUUCCUCAUUAAAGUUUAAUUUGCACUAA